This is a messenger RNA of Neospora caninum, 336 nucleotides long. RefSeq lists its product as hypothetical. The record is from RefSeq and is a predicted model, not a curated record. The coding region runs from base 1 to 336 and encodes 111 amino acids. The transcript has 2 exons. Lineage: Eukaryota; Apicomplexa; Conoidasida; Eucoccidiorida; Sarcocystidae.
AUGGCCUUCGAAAGCUUUCGCCGAUUUGAUCCUGAACGCCCGAACUACCGCUACUUCCCCAAUCGCACGCGAGCGCAGACGGCGUGGCUGUCCUGGGGAGUUUUUGCUCUUGGUGGACUCGUUGGUCUCCUCUAUCUGAAGUUUACCGAGUCGAGGCAAGAGGACUUAGCUCGCCAGUAUACCGAACUGUCGCAGCAGGGCGGCGUGACCCAGACGGCAGUCAACCAGAUUCAGAAUCAGAACAACUACUUCCAAGGAGUGCUCCAGAACGCCCGUCGUCGUGAUCUCGGCCUUCCCACCCCUAGGGCUUCUCUUCGGAUUGAAGACGAAGAAUAG